Molecule: messenger RNA, 1032 nt
Organism: Cokeromyces recurvatus
Lineage: Eukaryota; Fungi; Mucoromycota; Mucoromycetes; Mucorales; Mucoraceae
Product: glycerol-3-phosphate dehydrogenase [NAD+]
Exons: 3
Coding region: 1-1032 (343 amino acids)
Biological process (GO): carbohydrate metabolic process; glycerol-3-phosphate catabolic process
Cellular component (GO): glycerol-3-phosphate dehydrogenase (FAD) complex; cytosol; nucleus
Molecular function (GO): protein homodimerization activity; NAD binding; glycerol-3-phosphate dehydrogenase [NAD(P)+] activity
Source: RefSeq, a predicted model, not a curated record
AUGACUAAAGAACGUGUUUGUAUCAUAGGCUCUGGUAAUUGGGGUUCAGCUGUUGGUAAAAUUGUUGGAGAAAAUGUAUUAAAACAUAAAGAUAUAUUCGAAACUGAAGUUAGGCAAUGGGUCUUUGAAGAGGAUUACAAAGGAGAGAAGCUAACAGAGGUAAUUAAUCGAGAAAAGGAAAAUCCAAAAUAUUUGCCUGGGAUCAAAUUUACCUCAAAUAUCAAAGCUGUACCUGACUUGAUUGAAGCCAGUCGUGAUGCCUCUGUGCUUGUCUUUGUUUUACCUCAUCAAUUUGUAAGAGGUGUAUGUGAAAAAAUGAAAGGUACUAUCUCUCAAGAUGCAAAAGCUAUUUCGCUCAUAAAGGGUCUAGAGAUAAAACCAGAGGGUGUUACAUUAUUCUCUGAAGAGAUUGCCCGCAAAUUAGAAAUGACCCAUGUUGCUGCUCUAAGUGGCGCAAAUAUUGCAGACGAAGUCGCCUUGGAAAGGUUUUGCGAAUCAACUAUUGGUUGUAGAUCAAUAGAAGAUGGUCAAUUGUUCUUUAAAUUAUUUAACACUGAUUACUUCCAUGUUAAUGUCAUUCGUGAUUAUGUUGGGGUUGAACUUUGUGGUGCACUAAAAAAUAUUGUGGCCGUCGGUGCUGGUAUCUCAGAUGGUUUAGGGUAUGGAAGUAAUACAAAGGCGGCUAUUAUUCGCUUAGGUUUAAUGGAAAUGCGUAAAUUUGGUCAAACCUUUUUUGGAACUGUCGAAGACAGUACCUUCUUUGAAUCCUGCGGUGUUGCAGAUUUAAUCACAACUUGUUCUGGUGGACGUAAUAGAAAAGUCGCUGAAGCCUUUGCAAUCACUGGGAAACCUAUAGAUGUCUUGGAACGACACAUGUUAAACGGUCAAAAAUUACAGGGAACAUUAACUGCUCAAGAAGUGCAUCAAUUUCUUUCCGCUAGAAAAAUGACUCAUGAAUUCCCUUUAUUUGAAACUGUAUAUCGUAUUAUUUAUGAGAACGCACCUUUAGAAUCCAUUGUUCGUGAUAUUUAA